Molecule: messenger RNA, 4415 nt
Organism: Pyrus x bretschneideri (Chinese white pear)
Lineage: Eukaryota; Viridiplantae; Streptophyta; Magnoliopsida; Rosales; Rosaceae
Product: histidine kinase 4
Exons: 11
Coding region: 1011-4037 (1008 amino acids)
Biological process (GO): phosphorylation; phosphorelay signal transduction system
Molecular function (GO): phosphorelay sensor kinase activity
Source: RefSeq, a predicted model, not a curated record
UAUCAGCUUCAAUGUGAGCUCAGAAAAUUAGCAAAGCAAACAACAGAGAGAGGGAGAGAGAGAGUGUGUGGUGCAAGAUGCAAUAUUAUAAGGAAGAAUACAGAGAGGGAGGGGAGAGAGAGAGGGGAAAUUAGUUUAUAAUGUGGGAUGGUAGUGAUGGGGAGACAAGAGCGUAUCUCUGAAAAUCCAAAAAAUUCGAUUCAGUUUGGUUGCCUUAAAAAAAUAGAGCAUAAAAAGUCAUCAAAGCUACUAUUUUACGCUGAAAAAAUAAAAAAUAAAGAAAAAAUCCUCAGAUCAGGACGACCCAAUACUCCUUUUCUAUUAGACAUUCAUUGUACUGCAUCAAGCCACCAUCUUUCUAUAAUUGUUAGAGGUGAAGAUCGUUUCUUUCAAGACCCCCAUUUCUUAUUUCUUAUUUCUUUUGGUUCUCUCUCUAGAAUUCUCUCUAUCUCUCUCUCAUCAAACUCUUGUGGUGUGCAUUCCUGUGUUGUGUGCUGAGCUUAGCUGUGUGUUUUGAUUAUUAUAUGGUGGGAAAACAGUGAACGUGCUUCUUCUUUGUCUGGAAGCCUCUAACUAAGCUUCACGCUUUGAGAUGGCAUGAUUGGAGCUCUCUGUGUUUUUUUAUUCCUUAAAAAACGAUUUUUUGUUUAGCAUUCACAGCCUGAGACAGACCAUUUUCUAGAGAGAGAGAGAGUGAGGAGAGAGAAAUACAAAGACUACUUUGGAAUUUGAGCUUUGUUUUCCUUUCCCCAUCUUUUGAGAGCCAUGCUUGUCUCUGUGAAUUGAGAAAGAAUCCUUCUUUUCGAGUUCUGGGUCUCUCUCUCUCUUUACCUUUUACAAUAGUACGAUGGGGUUUCAGUGAGAGAGGGAAGAAGAAAGUCCACACCCCCACAGUAGGAGAUAUAUUUCUUCAUUUGCUCGUAUUUUGCUUGUGCUUUCAGAAAAAAAGUUUCUGAAAAAAUAAGCACUUUUAAGAACGUGGGUUCUCUUUUUUUAAGAUUAGUUAUGAGAUGAGUAAAGAGGAAACAAGAAGAAGAAUCAAAGAAAUUGGUCUAGUGCUGAUGGGUGGGAAGACGAAGAUGCAGCGGCACCACUCAGUGGCUGUGAGGUUGAAUGAGCAAAUGGGGGCCAAAAAAGGCUACACCUUUGUGCAGGCACACAGGGCUUGGUUCCCAAAACUGUUCCUUCUUUGGGUUGGUGUGAUGCUUCUCUUGGGCUGGUUAACCUACUCUUGCAUGGAUGCUGAUAACAAAGUGAGAAGGGUAGAAGUUCUUGGUAGCAUGUGUGAUCAGAGGGCAAGAAUGCUGCAGGAUCAGUUCAGUGUUAGUGUUAAUCAUGUGCAUGCCCUUGCAAUCCUUGUUUCCACAUUCCAUUACUACAAGAACCCUUCUGCAAUUGAUCAGGAAACAUUUGCUGAAUACACUGCCAGAACCGCCUUCGAGAGGCCUCUUUUGAGUGGGGUGGCCUAUGCACAGAGAGUGCUUGAUUCGGAUAGGGAAAAGUUUGAAAACCAACAUGGAUGGACAAUAAAGACAAUGGGGAAGGAACCAUCGCCCAACCGAGAUGAGUAUGCGCCUGUAAUUUUUUCACAGGAAACCGUCUCUUACAUUGAGUCACUUGAUAUGAUGUCUGGGGAGGAGGACAGAGAAAACAUUUUGAGGGCUAGAGCUACUGGAAAAGCUGUUCUAACAAGCCCAUUUAGGCUGCUGGGUUCUCAUCAUCUUGGUGUUGUAUUGACUUUCCCCGUUUACAAAUCGAAGCUGCCUCCAAACCCAACUGUGGAGCAGCGCAUUCAGGCGGCUGUUGGGUACCUUGGUGGUGCCUUUGAUGUUGAGUCCCUUGUGGAGAAUUUGCUUGGCCAACUUGCGGGGAAUCAAGCCAUUCAGGUUUAUGUGUAUGAUGUUACAAACACUUCUGAUCCCCUAAUCAUGUAUGGUCACCAAUACCAAGAUGGUGACACAUCUCUUCUGCAUGAAAGCAAGUUGGAUUUUGGAGAUCCUUUCCGGAAGCAUCAGAUGAUAUGUAGAUAUCAUCAGAGGGCACCCACGUCGUGGACAGCAAUUAACACUGCAUUCUUGUUCUUUGUGAUUGGGUUUUUAGUUGGCUAUAUCUUAUAUGGGGCAGCAAUGCACAUUGUUAAAGUUGAGGAUGAUUUCCGUGAAAUGGAGGAAUUAAAAGUUCGAGCAGAAGCUGCUGAUGUUGCCAAGUCCCAGUUUCUUGCUACUGUUUCUCAUGAAAUAAGAACGCCCAUGAACGGAAUCCUAGGAAUGCUUGCCUUGCUUUUAGAUACAGCUUUAAGUUCGACCCAGAUGGAUUAUGCUCGAACAGCUCAAGCUUGUGGAAAGGCUUUGAUAACAUUAAUAAAUGAGGUGCUUGACCGGGCAAAGAUUGAUGCUGGCAAGUUAGAGCUGGAAGAAGUUCCAUUUGGCAUUCGGUCAAUACUAGAUGAUGUUCUAUCUUUAUUUUCUGAAAAAUCUAGAAAUAAGGGUAUAGAGCUAGCAGUAUUUGUGUCCGAUAAAGUUCCAGAAAUUUUUAUGGGAGAUCCAGGGAGAUUCAGACAGAUAAUUACAAAUCUAGUGGGCAACUCUAUUAAAUUCACUGAACGAGGACAUAUAUUUGUCAAAGUUCAUCUAGCUGAGCCCUCAAAGGUGAUGAUAAAUGGGAAAUCAGAGACUUACUUGAACGGAGGAACAGAUGAAGGUGUGCUGACAUCCGAUGGCCAUCAGUUUAAAACUUUAAGUGGGUAUGAAGCAGCAAAUGACUGGAAUAGUUGGGAUAAGUUUAAGCAUCUGGUGUCUGAUGAAGAAGACAGAGCUGAUGUUGUUGAAGCUUCUGAGCAGGUCACGUUAAUGGUUUCUGUGGAGGAUACGGGGAUAGGUAUACCAUUAGCUGCCCAGGAACGUGUUUUUAUGCCCUUCAUGCAGGCAGACAGUUCAACCUCUAGACAUUAUGGAGGAACUGGUAUUGGCUUGAGCAUCAGUAAGUGUCUGGUUGAACUGAUGGGUGGUCAGAUAAAAUUUGUAAGUCGACCUCGUGUCGGGAGUACAUUUUCUUUCACCGCUAAUUUUAGGAGGUGCAAGAAAAAUGCAUUUAGUGACAUGAAAAAACCUAAUCCUGAGGAUCUACCUUCUAGUUUUAGAGGAUUGCGAGCAAUAGUAGUUGAUGGAAAACUUGUGAGAGCUGCUGUAACCAAAUACCACUUAAAGAGACUUGGAAUCCUUGUGGAAGUUGCGAGCAGCAUCAAGAUGGCUGUUGCUUCAUGUGGAAGAAAUGGUGCUGCGGCAUCCGGGAAAAGUAUCGAGCCAGAUAUAGUUCUAGUUGAGAAGGAUUCAUGGAUUUCUGGUGAAGAACAUGAUCUUAAUGUGCAGAAAUUGGAUUGGAAACAGAACGGUCAUGCGUUUAAGCUGCCAAAAAUGAUCCUUCUUGCAACCAAUAAUCUUAGUCAAGCUGAAUCUGAUAAGGUAAGGGCAGCUGGUUUUGCGGAUACGGUAAUUAUGAAACCUUUGAGGGCUAGUAUGGUGGCUGCGUGUCUUCAAGAGGUCCUGGGCAUAGGAAAGAAGAGGCAACCAGGGAGAGUGGUGCCUAAUGGAUCUAACGUCCUCCAAAGUCUGCUCUGCGGGAAGAAAAUUUUGGUGGUUGAUGACAAUUUGGUAAACAGGAGAGUUGCUGCAGGUGCACUAAAGAAGUUUGGUGCUUAUGUAGAGUGCGUUGAUAGUGGCAAAGCUGCAUUGGCAUUGCUUCAAUUACCGCACAAUUUUGAUGCUUGCUUCAUGGAUAUUCAAAUGCCUGAAAUGGAUGGGUUUGAGGCAACACGCAGAAUCCGGCAGAUGGAGAGCAAGGCAAAUGUUGAGAUGAAUGGUGGAUUUGAAGCACUCGCAAGAAAGGGUGACUGGCAUUUGCCUGUGUUAGCUAUGACGGCGGAUGUUAUUCAUGCCACCUAUGAUGAGUGCCUGAAGUGUGGGAUGGAUGGAUACGUCUCAAAGCCCUUCGAGGAAGAGAAUCUCUAUCAAGCCGUUGCCAAGUUCUUCAAAACUUAAAACAGCCUCAGACUCACAGCAAGAGUUGUCAAAACUCAACCUGCGGACAUCUUUGUUGGUCGGAUGUUACCAGCAAUUUUUUGAUAUUCUGCAGAGACAAACGCCGGCUGUCGGUCCUAGAAUUUUGAUGAUUCGUAAUGGCUUGAAUACAGGUUCGAGGAAUCAUUUCUAACUAAAAUUUUAACUCGAUUCGGUAUAUCCACGCACAUGUAUACUAGUACAAACCUCCAUUUCCCACUUCGUAUGUAUAGUAGUAGGAUGAUCCUUAGAAAAGGGGAGGAGCAAAAUGUGUAAAUGUUAUAUUUUUUUUGUAUGCCUUGUUUGAAUCUUUCUUCUGAGUUCUGUGGAAAAGGGUUUCAAUGCCUUCGAUUUGUACCA